Molecule: messenger RNA, 1743 nt
Organism: Knipowitschia caucasica
Lineage: Eukaryota; Metazoa; Chordata; Actinopteri; Gobiiformes; Gobiidae
Source: the annotation of a GenBank genome assembly
AUGGCAUAUGACUCUAUCUGCUGGUACUUGCCGUCCUCCUCCACCGCCGCCUUUGUCCCGUUGCGGUCCGAGCUGGGGGGCCACCCGGGCAAAGGCAGCCGCGGCGCUGCUCUACGGCCCACGGAGCCUCCAUCCACACGCCGCAACAACAACAUGCUCACCCGGGUCAAGUCUGCUGUGGCCGGCUUCAUGGGUGGCAUCAUGUCAAGUGGGGGCUCUGCGGGAGGGGGCAACGGAGGCUCAGAGCUGCCCCUCAAAUUCCCCUACAUGAGACCCGAGUUCUUGGGACUGUCCCUGGAUGAGAUUGAGUGUUCUGCGGAUCAUGUAGCUCGUCCCAUCCUCAUUUUGAAGGAGACCAGGAGAUUACCGUGGGCUACAGGAUAUGCGGAGGUGAUUAAUGCCGGUAAAAGUGCCCUGAACGAGGACCAGGCCUGCUGUGAGGUGGUGGUGGCAACUCGAAGACGUCCCAUGAGCUACUGCCCCCCUUCCACGCCCAGCAGGACCCCCACAGCCAAGAGGCGCAACUCCCUGCCUAACGGAGAGAGCAAUGCACUGCACGUGGACUAUGGCCAAAUGGGAGAGGACAAUGAAGGCCUGGUGUACCACUAUUGGGCCUUAUUUGAUGGUCAUGCUGGAUCAGGAGCAGCCGUGGUAGCAUCCAGAUUGCUACAGCACCACGUUGCCUGUCAGCUGCAAACUGUUAUUGAAAUCCUCAGAAACGGAGCCUCUCCCGCUCCCACUAUUCUGGGGGAAGAGCCAGAGAACCCCUACCUCCAGGGAACCACUCUGGGACCACACAGACCCACACUGACCAGGGCAGCUUCACUUCGGGGCGCAGCAGGAGCACCAGGGUCACCUUCUAACACCCCACCUCCACCAAGAUUCUUCACAGAGAAGAGGGUCGUGCAUGAGAGUCUAGUCAUAGGUGCAAUUGAGAAUGCCUUCAAAGAAAUGGAUGCACAGGUAGAAAGAGAGAGACACGUGUUCAACAUCUCCGGAGGCUGUACUGCGCUCACAGUCAUUUACCUCCUCGGCAAACUCUAUGUGGGGAAUGCAGGAGACAGCAGAGCCAUCAUCGUUAGAAACAAUGAGAUCAUCCCAAUGUCAACAGAGUUCACCCCUGAGACGGAGAGACAACGGCUCCAGUUCCUUGGCUUCAUGCAGCCUCACCUGUUAGGAAACGAAUUCACACAUCUGGAAUUUCCCCGGAGAGUGCAGAGGAAAGAAGUGGGCAAGAGAAUGCUGUACCGCGACUUCACCAUGAACGGCUGGGCAUAUAAAACCAUUGAGGAUGAUGAUCUCAAGUUCCCUCUGAUAUUUGGUGAGGGCAAGAAGGCACGAGUUUUGGCGACUAUUGGAGUAACACGAGGACUUGGAGAUCAUGAUCUCAAAGUCCAUGACUCAAACAUCUUCAUUAAACCAUUCCUUUCAUGUAUACCUGAGGUGAGAGUGUACAACUUGAUGCAGUAUGAGCACGGAGCAGAUGACGUCCUGGUGAUGGGAACUGACGGACUCUGGGACGUACUCUCCAACCAAGAGGUGGCUGAAUCUGUCACAACGUUUCUCGCUAACUGUGACCCGGAUGAUCUGCACAGAUACACCAUGGCGGCUCAGGACCUGGUGAUGCGUGCCCGAGGCGUGCUACGGGACAGGGGCUGGAGGAUCACCAACGAGAGGCUGGGCUCCGGAGAUGACAUUUCAGUCUUCAUCAUUCCCCUCAUGUACGGCAACCGCCAGCACUGA